This is a messenger RNA of Sporisorium graminicola, 1179 nucleotides long. RefSeq lists its product as uncharacterized. Gene Ontology annotation, molecular function: protein serine/threonine phosphatase activity. The coding region runs from base 1 to 1179 and encodes 392 amino acids. Lineage: Eukaryota; Fungi; Basidiomycota; Ustilaginomycetes; Ustilaginales; Ustilaginaceae. Gene Ontology annotation, cellular component: nucleus. The transcript has a single exon. The record is from RefSeq and is a predicted model, not a curated record. Gene Ontology annotation, biological process: protein dephosphorylation.
AUGUCGCAGGAAGCGUCAUCCGAAGCUGGGCCAUCUCGUCUCACUGCACAGUUCGACCAUCAGGAUGUCGAGGUGGACGCCGAACUUGCAGCCGUACCCAUGGUGGGCUUCUCGAUCAAAUAUCAAGGCACCUUCCUAUCGGCGAGGCUGGCUGAAGACGAGACGGUGGCGGACCUCAAGGCAAUCCUGUAUUCCAUGACCGAUGUGCCACCCGAGGGUCAAAAGCUACUUGGUCUGGUUAAGGGAAAACAGCCUAGCGACGAGACGCAGCUCGGCACCAUUCCGUACGCCCCUGCCGCGUUGCGAGCUCGUCCUUCUCCCACGAAAGCAGAGGGCAUCACCACUGAUACGGCUGCCGCUGCAGAUCAAGCGUGCAAGAUCACAGUGCAGUUCACACUCUUGGGCACGCCCGAGGCGAGUCGCUUCAAGGACCAGACCAUCCCGAGCAUCCUGUCGGGCGAUCAAGUAGAUACGGCUCACGACCUCAACUACCUCGAGCUGCCCAAAGCCGAGCUCACCGAGACACCCAAGCUGCCCCCCCACAAAGACCCCAAGAACUUGGCCCAGCUCGAGAAGAUGAUUCGUCGCUUCUCGGACUUUCCCAUCAUCAACCCCCCUAGACCGGGUAAGAAGCUGCUCGUGCUCGAUCUCGACUACUGCAUCGCCGACACCAAACGAUUGCUUGACGCCAACUCGCCCGCAGCGCUGGCGGCUCGGCCUGGACUGCACGAGCUGCUCAAAGCCGUCUACCCUCACUACGACAUUUGCGUGUGGUCGCAGACGUCAUGGCGAUGGCUCGAGGUCAAGCUGGUGGAGCUCAACAUGCUGGGCAAUCCGGACUACAACAUCUCUUUUGUCAUCGACCGCACACCCAUGUUUCGGAUCCAUUCGAAAGCCGGCAAGCACGAAGUCAAGGCGCUCGAGUUCAUCUGGCGCAGAUGGCCCGAGGUGUACGGACGCCACAAUACCAUCCACAUCGACGAUCUCAGCCGCAAUUUCGCCAUGAAUCCCAAGAAUGGCCUCAAGAUCAAAGCGUACAAGGACUCGCCCAACUUUGACACGGAGUUUCUGGCUCUAAAGAAGUACUUGUUGCAGUUGGCGCAUCCGAGCGUCGUAGACUUCACUCAGUAUCAGCACAUGCAUAAUGCUUGGAAGCAUUUCCAAGGCCCCGAGGUUUAG